CUUCACAACCAGCUAGGAUUGCAAGUCGUGACAGCGAUCACAUUCUUUUUCAUUUAUAAGAAGCAGGGCAGCAUGGGAGAGGCAACAUGUGAUUUAGAUAUACAAUCAGGGGAAUCAACAGAAUUUUCAUAUUCUAAAGAUGUGAAGCCAGAGCUAUCUACAUUAUUUUCAUCUUCUACUGACAUAAAAACAGAAUUAUCAACAAUUUUGACUUUCCAUGAUAUGAAACCAGACAUGACUUUUAUAACUUCACAGGAUUUUAAAACCCAUGUUACGCCAGAGUUUUUAUCUAGUAGACAAACAAAAACAGAAUAUACAUUUUCAUCUUUUGAUGAUGUAAAACACAAUAUGACAAUAACUUCUCAAGAUGUAACAACAGGAUUUUUAAUUAAUAAAGAUAUGGAACCUGCUGUAUCAGCAAUAUGUACAGGAUCAGAAGAUAUAAAAUCAGAAUCAGCAACGUUAUCAACUAGCGAAGAUAUAAAAUCAGAAUUAGCAACGUUAUCAACUAGCGAAGAUAUAAAAUCAGAAUUAGCAACGUUAUCAACUAGCGAAGAUAUAAAAUCAGAAUUAGCAUUGUUAUCAACAAGUGAAAAUAUAAAAUCAGAAUUAGCAAUGUUAUCAACUAGCAAAGAUAUAAAACCAGAGAUAGCAACUUUAUCAACUAGUGAAAAUAUAAAACAGGAUUUAUGGACACAAUUUUUAGAUUUUGAGGACAAACAACAAAAUGGACUAGAAGAAAAGCAAAAAAUUUCUGAAGACAGUACACUGUCUGUUGAUCAUCAUGAACAGUUUUUUCAAAGAUCUAACUUGAACAAACAUAAACAAGCUCAAGUAGGGGAGAGACCUCUUGAAUGUGAUGAUUGUCAAAAAACGUUUUCAAACAUUUCUAGUUUAAGUGAACAUAAGAAAGUCCAUUUAAUGGAGCCUUAUGAAUGUGAUGUUUGUCAUAAAAAGUUUUCAGAUAGUUCUAAUUUUAAUGCACACAAAAAAAUUCAUUCAGGAGUUAAACCAUAUGAAUGUGAUAUUUGUCAUAAAAUUUUUUCACACAGUUCUACUCUAAACACACACACAAAAAUUCAUUUGGGGGUUAAGCCUUAUAAAUGUGGUGUUUGUCAUAAAAAUUUUUCAGACACUUCUAAUUUCAGGAAACACAAAAAAAUUCAUUUAGGGGUUAAGCCUUAUGAAUGUGAUCUUUGUCAUAAAAAGUUUUCAUACAGUUCCACUCUAAACACGCACAAAAACAUUCAUUUAGGGGUUAAGCCUUAUGAAUGUGAUGUUUGUCAUAAAAAGUUUUCAGACAGUUCUAGUUUCAGAAAUCACAAAAAAAUUCAUUUAAGGGUUAAGCCUUAUGAAUGUGAUGAUUGUCGUGAAAGGUUUUCAAACAGUUCUACUCUAAGCAAACACAUAAAAAUUCAUUUAAUGGUUAAGCCUUAUGAAUGUGCUGUGUGUCAUAAAAUUUUUUCACACAGUUCUACUCUAAGCAAACACAAAACAAUUCAUUUAGGGGUUAAGCCUUAUGAAUGUGAUAUUUGUCAUAAAAAGUUUUCAUACAGCUCUACUCUAAGCACACACAAAAACAUUCAUUUUGGGGUUAAGCCUUAUGAAUGUGAUGUUUGUCAUAAACCGUUUUCAUACAGUUCUACUCUAAACACGCACAAAAACAUUCAUUUAGGGGUUAAGCCUUAUGAAUGUGAUGUUUGUCAUAAAAAGUUUUCAGACAGUUCUAGUUUCAGUUUCAGAAAUCACAAAAAAAUCCAUUUAGGGGUUAAGCCUUAUGAAUGUGAUCUUUGUCAUAAAAAGUUUUCACACAGUUCUACCCUAAGCAAACACAAAAACAUUCAUUUAGGGGUUAAGCCUCAUGAUUGUGAUGUUUGUCAUAAAAAGUUUUCAUACAGUUCUACUCUAAACAGGCACAAAAACAUUCAUUUAGGGGUUAAGCCACAUGAAUGUGAUUGGUUAAGUCUUACUUAUGAAUGUGAUUUUUGUCAAAAAGGAUUUUCACUUAGUUCUAGUUUAAGUAGGCACAAAAAAAGUUCAUUUAUAAGAAGCAGCAUGGGAGAGGCAACUGCUGAUUUAGAUUUACAGUCUGAUGAGUUUAAAGAAUUUUCAAAUUCUGAAGAUCUUCACAGGAUGAUAAAACCGUUGUUACGCCAGAUUUUUCAUCUUCUACAGACACAAAAAUUAGAAAUUUUAUCAACCACUGAAGAUAUAAAUCCAGAAUUAGAAAAUAAAUCAACUAGUGAAGAUCUAAAACGAGAAUUAGAAAUUUUAUCAACUAGCGAAGAUAUAAUACAAGAAUUAGAAACUUUAUCAACCAACAAAGAUUUAAAACCAGAUUUAUGGACAAAAUUUUUAGAUUCUGAGGACAAACAACAAAAUGGACUUGAAGAAAAGCUAAAACUCCCUGAAGAUGAAACAUAUCUGUCUGUUGAUCCUCAUAAUUGUCAUGAACAGUUUUUUCAAAGAUCUAACUUGAAUAAACAAGCUCAAUUAGACAGUAUGAAUGUGAUGUUUGUCACAAAAGGUUUUCAAGGAAUUCUGGUUUAG
Molecule: messenger RNA, 2550 nt
Organism: Physella acuta
Lineage: Eukaryota; Metazoa; Mollusca; Gastropoda; Physidae
Product: zinc finger protein 708
Biological process (GO): regulation of transcription by RNA polymerase II
Molecular function (GO): RNA polymerase II cis-regulatory region sequence-specific DNA binding; DNA-binding transcription factor activity, RNA polymerase II-specific
Source: RefSeq, a predicted model, not a curated record